Messenger RNA from Capsicum annuum, 3080 nucleotides. RefSeq names its product protein ENHANCED DISEASE RESISTANCE 2. The transcript has 22 exons. Gene Ontology annotation, molecular function: lipid binding. The record is from RefSeq and is a predicted model, not a curated record. Bases 656 to 2830 code for a protein of 724 amino acids. Lineage: Eukaryota; Viridiplantae; Streptophyta; Magnoliopsida; Solanales; Solanaceae.
AGCGCCACCAAAUUUCUCUCUCCUUUACUCUGUUUUUUUCCUUUUAGCUCAAUUUUUUUUUUCAGAAUUUUUCUCAAAGAUUCGAAUUUCAUAGAUUCGUCCUCUUUGCAAAAAAUCAAAUUACCUUUUUCAUUAAAUUUUUCAAUUUUCUAUUCUAGUCAACUACUUGUAUUUGCAAAAAUCACCGAUUUUCACCAUCAUUAGUAAAUAUAUAAUUUUUUUCAAAUUUUGAAUUUUGCUGAUUUGAUUGAAAAGAUCCGAAACUUUUCGAUUCGUUACAGUAAAUUUGAAUUUGGGGUUUUGCUUAUUGAGUUGUUUUUUCGAUAACCAUGUUGUUCUGGUCAGCUUUCACACACCUCGAUUAAUUUUAGUAGUAUAGAUUUUUCAAUUUGUUUUAGUGAAAUAGUAUUUUUUUUAAUUCAAAAUUUGAAUUUUGAAUUUGGGGUUUCGCUAAUUAGUUGAAAAGAUCUGGUUUUUAUUAAUGGUGAUGAUGGGUAUUGUUGCAUAGUGGUUAUUGAAGUAUUCGGAAGUGAGGAUUUAUGCUCUUAGCUUCCGGGUAUUUGGUAAAUUUUUGUUAGUAUUGUUAUAUAUAGUUGUUAAUUUGCUGGGAUCAAGGUAGGAAAAAGGUUGUUUUUUUUUGGAUUUUGAAGUUGAAAUGUCGAAGGUGGUGUAUGAGGGGUGGAUGGUGAGGUAUGGGAGGAGGAAGAUAGGUAGAUCGUAUAUACAUAUGCGAUAUUUUGUUCUCGAGACGCGAUUGUUGGCUUACUACAAGAGAAAGCCUCAGGACAAUGUGGUUCCAAUCAAGACACUUCCCAUAGAUGGCAAUUGUCGGGUGGAGGACCGAGGCCUGAAGACUCAUCAUGGACAUAUGGUUUAUGUCUUAUCAGUUUACAACAAGAAAGACAAAUAUAACCGUGUCACGAUGGCAGCUUUCAACAUUCAGGAGGCACUUAUUUGGAAAGAAAAAAUUGAAUCAAUCAUUGAUCAGCAUCAGGAGUCGCAAGGAACUAAUGGCAAUAAGUACAUUUCAUUUGAGUAUAAAUCUGAUAUGGACAACGGGAGGAAUGCUUCCUCAUCAGAUCGUGAAAGUCAGUUUAGUGCUGCUGAGGAUGAAGAUGAUUCUCAUCCAAAUUUGCUACGAAGAACAACCAUUGGAAGAGGUCCUCCCGAGUCUGUAUUUGACUGGACCAAGGAAAUUGAUUCUGAUUUGGCAAACCAGAAUGGGAGUAACCAGGCAUUCUCCAGAAAGUACUGGCGUUUACUUCAAUGCCAAAAUGGCCUUCGCAUUUUUGAGGAGCUUCCGGAUGGCGAUUUACUACCAAAAAGCUGUAGUAGAGCAAUGAAGGCUGUUGGGGUUGUGGAGGCUAGUUGUGAAGAUAUAUUUGAGCUUGUUAUGAGCAUGGAUGCAACACGUUUUGAGUGGGACUGCAGCUUCCAGUAUGGUAGUUUAGUUGAGGAGGUAGAUGGACACACAGCAAUACUCUAUCACAGACUUCAACUUGACUGGUUCCCUACGUUGGUAUGGCCUCGUGAUCUUUGUUAUGUACGUUAUUGGCGUCGAAAUGAUGAUGGAAGUUAUGUUGUGUUAUUUCGUUCCAGGGAGCAUGAGAAUUGUGGUUCGCUACCUGGAUAUGUUCGAGCUCAUGUUGAGAGUGGUGGAUUCAAUAUUUCUCCACUCAAACCUCUUAAUGGGAGGCCCAGAACACAAGUGCAGCAUCUUAUGCAGAUCGAUUUAAAAGGAUGGGGUGUGGGCUAUGUCUCGUCAUUCCAGCAGCAUUGUCUGUUCCAGAUGUUAAAUAGUGUGGCAGGACUUCGUGAAUACUUUUCUCAAACUGAUGAAAGGACUGCUGCUCCAAGAAUCCCAGUUAUGGUUAAUAUGACAUCUGCUUCAGUUUCUUCCAAGAAGAAUCAAAAACUCCAGGACACUCCUCAUCGUCGUACUCAUUCUUUGGAUCAAAUACGAGCUGCAAAUAAAAAUGCGUCAAUGAUGGAUGAGUAUUCUGAUGAUGAGGAGGAUUUUCAAGGGGCUGAUCAAGAGGCAAUGCCACCUAGCCCUGAACAUGAAAUGAAGAAAACUGCACUCGAAGAAGAACCUUUGGAUCAAAUUGAUUUUUCCAUCUUUUCGGGUAACCUUCGACGUGAUGACCGUGAUAAUAGUCGUAACUGCUGGAGAAUAUCUGAUGGAAAUAACUUCAGAGUUCGUAGCAAGAACUUUUGUUAUGAUAAAUCAAAGAUUCCUGCUGGUAAACCUCUGAUGGAUCUUGUUGCUGUUGACUGGUUUAAAGAUACUAAACGGAUGGACCAUGUUGCUAGACGUCCUGGUUGUGCAGCACAAGUUGCUUCGGAAAAAGGACUGUUUUCUUUGGUUGUAAAUGUUCAAGUUCCUGGAUCAACACACUACAGCAUGGUUUUCUAUUUUGUCAUGAAAGAGUUAACAUCUGGUUCUCUUUUGCAACGGUUUGUUGAUGGGGAUGAUGAGUUCCGUAAUAGUAGAAUGAAGCUCAUCCCAUCUGUGCCGAAGGGCUCAUGGAUUGUGCGUCAGAGUGUUGGAAGUACCCCUUGUUUACUGGGGAAGGCUGUUGACUGCAACUACAUCCGCGGUCCCAAGUAUUUGGAGAUUGAUGUUGAUAUUGGUUCUUCCACUGUGGCAAAUGGAGUUUUGGGACUUGUGAUCGGUGUAAUUACGAGCCUAGUAGUUGACAUGGCUUUUCUUGUACAGGGAAACACCCCGGAUGAAUUGCCUGAGCAACUAAUAGGCGCUGUACGUGCAUCUCAUAUAGAACUCUCAUCUGCCAUUGUACCAAAGUUGGAGCCUGAUACUUCGGAGUAGGUCAAAUCACACCCAUAGUUAACCCUCAUCGGAGGUUGAUUCUUGAAAGAUAUGUAUACAAUAGAUGUAGUUCGUUAUCUACUUUUCCAUUCAUCGCGCUCUUAAAAUUCAUUUCAGCUCAGAAUGGAGCCGUGUCUGUAUAGACGUUUGACUUAGAUUCUUUUCUGAGCUCAUUCAAUUGUCAGUGAGAGCAAUGAAUACCGUUAUUUCCGGUGCUGAUACAUAAUAAAUAGCGCGAAGUUGGAUUUGA